Molecule: messenger RNA, 4164 nt
Organism: Anopheles bellator
Lineage: Eukaryota; Metazoa; Arthropoda; Insecta; Diptera; Culicidae
Product: aminopeptidase N
Exons: 11
Coding region: 1-3387 (1128 amino acids)
Biological process (GO): peptide catabolic process; proteolysis
Cellular component (GO): cytoplasm
Molecular function (GO): metalloaminopeptidase activity; zinc ion binding; peptide binding
Source: RefSeq, a predicted model, not a curated record
AUGAAGCGCCGGAAUGACUAUAAGGUCGCCAUGGCCGAAAGUGUGGAGCUUGAGCCGCUCGGCGGAGGCAUGGACAAGCUCUCCGAGACCGACAGCAAGAAGCGAAACGGGAUAAACAAGUUCGGCGGCGAUAGCUCCUCGCGUCCGGUCCGGGAUGGGGUUGCAGUCUGCUCACAGAAACGGGCACUUCUGGUUACGGCGACCGUGCUGGGGACACUCCUGGCCACCGCUCUGGUGAUAGCUUAUGCGGGUCCACAAACAGUGUGUCCUUGUGCUGGAAAAAUGCCUCCCGGCUACAUUCCCGACGGCUACAACAGCUCGGAACCGUUCCAGCCCAUCGCGACAAACGGGCAACCGUUUCCGUGGCUACUGCCGACGUUGCCGAACACCGUGAAGCCCAACCGGUACAUUUUGACGAUACAUCCCAACCUGACGACGCUGGAUGUAAAGGGUCAGGUAUCGAUAGAGUUGUACGUGGAAAAGGAAACCAACUUUGUGGUGCUACACGCACAGGACCUCAACAUUACCGAGAAGGCUUUGGUGGGACCGAAAGGAUUCGCGCUCAAAAUUCUGCGUAUGCUUGAGUACACACCCCGCCAGCAGCUGUACAUCGAAACACGGGAAAAGCUUCGGAAAAAGGCAAACUACACGCUCAGCAUACGAUGGCACUCGAAGAUGAUACUGGACCAGUUCGAAGGAGAUUUUGACGUGAAAAAAACGCUAGCGGCAACGGUACUCAAGCCCGGCAGCACCAGAAAGGCGUUUCCAUGCUUCGACGAGCCACACCUGAGGGCAGCAUUCAAAAUAUCCCUCUUCCGUGACCGCUUCCACAUAGGGCUGUCGAACUCGAUCGUGCAGGAUACGGACGAUGUCGGAUUUUACAUGGGUACCGGAUUGCUGCGUGAUGAUUUUGCCGAAACCCCACCGCUACCACCCGACUCGGUAUCCUGGGUUAUAAGCGACUUCAAGCGGGAACUGCUCGAGCCGUCCGCAAAGUAUCAGCGCGUUAAUGUGAGCAAAGUGGCCGGUGGUGGCCCACCAGGGAAGGCAAUCGUGCCCUCAGGCCCGGCGGGAACAAAUGGAAAGCCCCCAACGAUGAAGGUGUCCAAAAGCGAUAAAAAGCCAUUCCGUAACCUGACCGCCGUGCUGCUGUCGAAAAAUCUGUUCAAGCUCACCAACAACCUCCCGACGAAGGAACCUGCGCACGGCGAAAGUGACGUUACGGUGCAUCCGGUCGGUGAGGUCACUACGCCAACCAUCGCCGGCGACGACCGAGAAGCCCUGUGGGCCGGUGACACUGCUUUGAUACGAACCGCACCGGCAUAUUCGUUCUAUGCACCGGAAACCCACAUUGGCAAGGGUUCAUUCAUACUGCACACUUCGCGCGACAUUCUGGAGUACCUGCAGCAGUGGCUGUCCGUAGCGUACCCGCUGUCGAAGCUUGACUUUGUUGCUUUACCCUCGCUACUGGACGAUAUCUCGAGCUCGCUCGGUCUCAUCGUGUGCCGGACGUCGUUCCUCAACGAGCCUAACAGUAUUUCCGGGAAAGAGUACCACAUGUCGGUGGUGAAGAUAUCCGAAGGUAUCGUGAAGCAGUACUUCGGGGGACUAAUCUCGCCCAAGUCCUGGAAAAAUAAGUGGCUCUGGGAGGGACUGAUACGAUACCUGAGCCGAUUUCUGCUGGCCACCAUUCAGCCGCUGUGGCCAAUGAAGGAACUCUUUCUGAUCGACACGCUCACCAAGGCGCUCGACAUCGACGCUCUGCAGGGUUGGGACAGCAUCAAUGCCGGGGCUAGCGACACCGGGGACAACGACCCGUUCUUUGUCGACAAAUCGGCGUCCCUGCUGUCGAUGCUGCAGUCUGCGAUCGGUGAACGCAACUUUCGUCAAUGCUUAGGAAAGUUUCUAAGAACCUACCAAUUCCAGACGGCCGAACCGGCUGAUCUUUGGGUGCUAUGUGCAAAGCAGGUCAACAGUAGCCGCUACGUGAAGGAAAUGAUGACCCAGUGGACCAACACGGCCGCCUUCCCGCUGCUGAACGUGACGUUAAACGGGACCAGUGUUAUCGUGCGGCAAACGGAUUUCCGCCCGGCCGAAUACCUCGCAAUCUACGAUGAACCUAUGGAAGAGAUCGAAGGAGACGAUGCAGGAGGACGAACCACAACGACCAGCACCACGAUAGCACCAAACGGUGUUGCAACGGGUAAUGCCGGUUCCCGGUGGGUCUUUCCCAUCCACUACACAACCGACGUGUUGAACGGCAACGACACCACACACGAGGAUCCAGAACACGAUCAUCGGAGUUUAAGUGUGUGGCUUAAUUCCAGUGAAGCGAUCAUAACACUCAACCACACCGCACAGUGGAUUAAGAUCAACUACGGACAAACCGGAUACUACAGAGUGCUGUACAAUGAAGCCAACUGGAUCAAACUGGUUGACCAACUGCAUUCUAACAACAAUGUGUUCAGCACCCAGGACCGCGUAGGGCUGGUGUCGGACAUUUUCACCCUUUGCCAUGCCAAUCUGAUACCGUGCCAUGCGGCCAUGGAGCUAAUCUCAUACUUCCCAAAAGAAAAGGAAUGGGGUCCAGUGACGCUAGGUACGACUCACCUCGAGAAGUGGCGCAAAAUUCUGAAGUACUCCGAGUGCUACCUGGUGCUCGCUGAAUACGUGCGACAGAAUUUGGCCAAAUCGAUUCAAGCGAUCGGAUGGGAGGACAUCGGCGAGGAGGAAGUAAAGCUGUUGCGUCCGGUGCUGAUGCUCAGUGCGGCACUCUGGGAGGAAUCGGACACGAUCAAGUACGCCAAGGGUUUGGUGAUUAACUUUACCACCCAAUCUACACCGAUACCACCGAAUUUGCGCGCAGUGGCCUACAUCGGUUCAGUGCUAUCUGGGGAGUUUCAGUAUUGGCAAUUCUGCUGGGACCGCUACAUUGCCGUACGACGCGAACGAAGUUCGGUCUUGGAAGAGCGGAUGGAGCUGCUGCGUGCACUCGGCGUGACCAAAGAUGCUUGGCUGCAAAAUCGGCUUCUAUCACACGUCAUCACGUUGCCCGUGUUCGAGAUCGUCCAGGUGUUGGACGCAAUCGCUGGUACACCGACCGGCGGGGCGAUGGCCUGUCGGUUUUUGCAGGCGAAGUGGUUCGACUUCCAAUCGAAGCUUGGGCGCGGCACAGUACAAUUUGCGCGCGUCAUCUCCGCCAUCACGCAGUAUGGGUCGACAAAGUUCGAUUACGACGAGCUUAAAUCGUUGGUCAAUCGGUUCGGCGACGGUCCCGGCCUAAAACUACUAAACAUGACCCUUAGCACGGUGGCCGCCAACGUGGAGUGGGUCAGCCGUUCACAAGCAUCCAUAUACAACUGGAUCGAGAACAAAUAUCACUUCUGAUGGAAGAAUCAUGCAAACGAGCAAUAGUUUUUCGUCUUUGUUUCCUACUAGUCAGACUAUGCAUGUAUAUUUUACCAUGAUCAUCGAUUAGCAGAUUCCGUUCCCAUUUCAGCUUACGAGUGGUCGAUGUUUUUCGCUCACCUUCUUUUGGCAACGGGGAUCCGGAACGCGAAGCAAACAAAUGACAAUUUUGACGACAAAAGAAGAAGCAAGAAUGCAUUUAUCGUAGUACAAUCUCAAGACUCCUUUUAUAGAUACCAAGAGGGCGCGUGCCGGUGGUGAGGUGUUCUUUAAUCUUCCACUGUCUACGUUUAGGUAUAUAGGUGUACAGAUUAUAUAUAUAUAUAUUCCAUAACAUAUAAGUUACCAAAGAGCGCAGAGAAUAGUUUGUGUGAUCGACAAUUUAUAUCGUAUAACUCGCCAGUAACUUAAGAAUAUUAGUGAAAAAAGAGAACGGAAACCAUAUACGCUAGAGGCCGAGGGGAGAAAGACCUCAAAAUGCACAAAAAUCACCGACUCUCCAUGGCUAGAUGGUGUUGUGCUAGAAGCUCUGCUAGGAUGAACGACACGGUGUGCUCUAGAAGCAAUCCCACUUGAAUAGAACUCCGGUUACCAGUUGCAAGGCAGCAUUGAGUAAAUCUUGGCGCUAGUGAAUGAACCAGAAGUAAUGAUCAUUAAUAUACAAUCCUGUGUUUUCGGUGUUCAUGUAUACCGCCUGAAACAUGUCCAUCUAGCAUCGAUUCUGUUGAAUAAGAAUAAUCAGUGUUCAGUAUUGGU